AUGCUCACAGCAGUAACAAAUGCAACGGGAAAUUCGGCUGGUGCUAAACUGAGGUGCUUGUACACGAAUGCUCAAAGCCUCCUAUCGAAACUAGACGAACUAAAACUUUGCCUUGUUGAGCUGUCUCCAGAUGUUUUAGCAGUAACUGAGACCUGGUUGUCCGAGAAUAUUAGCGAUAAUGAAGUAGCCUUGCCUGGAUACCAAAUUUAUCGGAGGGACAGGGAACAUCGUCAGGGUGGUGGUAUCGUUGUGUAUGUGAAUGACGGUCUGGCAGUGUCGGAUAACACCACCAAGUUUGUGUGCAGUACGGAAGCUAUCUGGUUGACCAUCAAGGCUACCGGUUCCCCGUGUCUCGAUGUCCUCACUGUCUACCGACCUCCUCGGACAGACCGAAUCGCCGACACUCAACUAUUGGAGCAGUUGGAGAAAUUUUCCAGUCGACCUAACAUCAUGAUCAUGGGCGACUUCAACGCACCAGGAACAAACUGGAAUACCCUCCAAGCGUCAGGUCCAAAAUCGGCAUUCGAUUACCGCCUGUUGAGCAAAUCAUUAAAUGCGUGCCUCACACAACAUGUAAUGUUCCCAACGAGAACACGUGAAGGACAAAGGGCAAACUGCCUGGAUCUGGUCUUUACGAAAACACCAGACAGCAUAGACGAGAUCGCCUCCAUGCCGCCCCUUGGCCGAAGUGACCACGUAGUGCUUAUGUGGGAUUAUUCGUUAUUCUCCAUUUCACACACUCCAGGCCACAAAAGGCGUAAUGUUUGGCGGGGCAAUUUCAAUCAGACGAGGGCAGACUUAUCUGGUCUUGACUGGGGCUCUUUGUUUACGGGAAGUGCCAACGAUGACUGGGAGCUGUUCAAGAAUGUCCUUCUGCGGCUCAUCAACAACCACUGCCCUCUGACUAGUGUAAGACUGAACAAACGCCCUGGGUGGCUAAAUAGCAACCUCAAAAAAGAAAUCAACAGGAAGCACAAAUUGUGGAGAAAAUACUGCGUCACUAGACAAGCUGAAUGCUUCAACACCUACAAGACACAGAGGAACAAACUGAGGAAGCUGAUAAUUCAGACGCGGCGGGAAUUCGAGAAGAACUUGCUACAAAAAGCAACGCAGAACCCAAAAUUGCUCUACAGCUACCUCCGACGAAUUACAAGGAACAGGCAUCAAAUCCCCUGGAUAAAGACUACUGAUGGCGUUGAGAUCGCUGAUAGUAGGGAUAAAGCUGCGCAUUUUUCACGGUUUUUCCAAUCAGUCUAUACAAACGAGGCAAGCUCCCUUCCUCCCUCCACAGAAGAACUGCCGACUCCAAGCGUCAGUGAUAUACUCUUCUCAGAAGGCAUUGUCCGAAGAGAAUUAGAGGCAUUGAACGAAUCGAAGUCGCCAGGACCAGACGAGAUUCCAUCCAAGCUUCUGAAGGAACUUGCCCGUGAGCUCUCUGUGCCUUUGUCGAUGCUCUUUCAAACGUCAUUUGACACUGGAACACUUCCUAUCGAUUGGAAGCUGGCGCAUAUUACUCCGCUACACAAAGGAGGUAACAGGGCAGCGACGACAAAUUACCGGCCCAUAAGCUUGACAUGCAUUCUCUGCAAAGUUAUGGAAAGGAUCAUAAAGUGUGAACUGAUGCAAUUCCUGGAAGUUCACGGCCUGCUAUCGAAAUGCCAACAUGGGUUCCGAAAAGGAAGAUCCUGCACGACAAACCUGCUGCAAUCUCUCCAGAGCUGGACCCAAGCUCUCGACGACAGGCACGCGGUCCACAUAGCCUUCAUCGACUUCCAGAAGGCUUUCGACACUGUUCCACACCAAAGGCUCUUACAUAAGCUGAAAAAAAUAGGGAUCGGUGGCAACUUCCAUAAAUGGAUCGAAAACUUCCUUGUGGGUCGACAGCAGGUUGUGUGCGUCGGUCGGGGAAAAUCAGAUCCGGCUAUGGUCGAAAGUGGUGUCCCCCAGGGUUCAGUACUGGGACCCAUUUUGUUCCUUAUCUACGUGAACGAUGCCGCAAGAGAUUUGGACUGUGAAGUAGCAAUGUUUGCGGACGACAUGAAGAUAUGGAGUGUAAUUCGUGGUCCUGCCGAUGAAGACAGACUGCAGAUGAACCUGAAUCGGUUGGAGGAGUGGUCAAACCGUUGGCUCCUGCGGUUCAACGUUGCCAAAUGUAGCAUUCUUCGCCUAGGCAACACAGCCCGUUCCGCCAGCACAAGAGGCUACUUUCUGGGCGGUGCAGCCCUACAAGAGGUCGAAACCCAAAAGGACCUCGGUGUGCUUACGACGAGUUCCCUAAAACCAUCCGCCCACUGUUCGAGGGUGGCAAAAACCGCAAUGUCCGUACUGUACGCCAUCAAGCGUGCGUUUAUGGACUUUGACGAAGAAGCCUUCUCUAAGACAUUCGGAACAUUCGUCCGGCCGCAUUUAGAGUACGGCAUCCAAGCUUGGAGGCCGUGGGGUGUUGUGGAUCAAAACUGCCUCGAAAGAGUCCAGAGGAGAGCCACGAAGAUGGUCAGGGGUCAAAGCUCCUUUCCUUAUGCGACCCGCCUAGUAAAUCCGAACCUCUUUCCUUUGAGUUACAGGCAACUUCGCGGAGAUUUCUUGCAAGCCUUCCGCAUUGUAAAGGGGUUGGAUUGCAGUCUGGCCUUCGAGGACUUUUUUGAAUUUGCUACCACGACCAACCUCCGAGGUCACCCGUUAAAACUGCGCACUCAGCAGGCACGGCUGGAUGUGCGGAAGUUCUCCUUCUCGGUUCGGGUGGUCAAACCGUGGAAUGAGCUUCCCGCAGAUGUUGUGAUGUCACCAUCUAUACAAAGUUUUAAGAAGAAUCUGGACAUAUUUAUGUUCCGAAAUGACCAAGAGCGAUGA
This is a messenger RNA of Spirometra erinaceieuropaei, 2850 nucleotides long. The record is from the annotation of a GenBank genome assembly. NCBI's taxonomy places the organism in Eukaryota, Metazoa, Platyhelminthes, Cestoda, Diphyllobothriidea, Diphyllobothriidae.